GUGGUACAGCAGCUCAUCCUUCCACAACCACUGAUGGCGGCCGAUCCGAGUGUGGUUGCCGACGAACCUUCGGUCAGGAAAGAACCCAAAAAACCAUCGCCCAUGCGCGACGAACCCGCUAAACAGCAACAAUCCGACGACGGCGAUGAACCGGUCCGUACAUUCCUGAUACCCCGAACCCGAUCCCUACCGGGUUGCCCGCUGUGCGAUGCCUCCGUGUACAGUUACUGCGACGAGAAGGUGUACCACGACGCGUGCUGCUGCGGUUCCAUCAAUGGGGCGGCACCGUUCGGUGGUGGUGGUGGUGGUGGCGGCGGCGCUCCAUUCGGAGGUUUCGGUGGCUUCGGACGGCAGUUCGGCGGGCCGGCUGGAUUUGGCGGUGGCUGUGGCUACAAAGGAUGUUCCUUCCUGUACGCGAACUCGUGCUACGAACAUCAGCUGAUCGUGAACUGUUGCUGCAAUUCGCCCUACUAGCGGAGAGGAAGCGAUCACAUUUUCGGACGCUCGGAUGUUCAGGGUUUUCGGGCUUCCCGGAUGUUCGGAUGGGGCACGGUUUUAGUUGAAGAAUAGUUACUCUGUCAGUUGUCACUUGUUUAAUUUAGCGAAAUUACUUGCUCUUUCCUUUCUUCCCACUCUUCUUGCUUCUUGUUUCCAUUCUAUUAUCACUUACUUGUUCGUAGGGUUAGUUUAAGUUUCGGUUUCACC
Messenger RNA from Anopheles stephensi (Asian malaria mosquito), 705 nucleotides. Its product is annotated as nucleolin. Lineage: Eukaryota; Metazoa; Arthropoda; Insecta; Diptera; Culicidae. The transcript has a single exon. The record is from RefSeq and is a predicted model, not a curated record. Bases 34 to 474 code for a protein of 146 amino acids.